AUGGUGCGCUCCGCCAGCCGGCGGCUGUCGCCGGUGGUCUUGCUGCUGCUGCUGCUGUUGCUGCCCCUUGGAGCUGGAGACUCCCUUCCCACAGAGAGCCGGUUCAGGAACAGUUGUAUCCAGGCCAGGAGGAAGUGCCAGGCUGAUCCCACUUGCAAGGCUGCCUACCACCACCUGGGUUCUUGCACCUCUAGUCUAAGCACCCCAUUACCCUUAGAGGGGUCUUCUUUCCCUGCAGACUGCCUAGAGGCAGCAGAGAAACUCAGGAACAGCUCUCUGAUGGGCUGUACAUGCCACCGACGCAUGAAGAAUCAAGCUACCUGCCUGGACAUCUAUUGGACCAUUCAUCCUGCCCGCAGCAUUGGUGAUUAUGAACUGGAUGUCUCCCCCUAUGAAGACCCAGUGACUAGAAAACCCUGGAAAAUGAAUCUCAGCAAGCUGGAYAUACUCAAACCAGACUCCGAUCUCUGCCUCAAAUUUGCUAUGCUGUGUACUCUUAAUGAGAAGUGUGACCGACUACGCAAGGGUUACGGGGAGGCCUGUUCAGGACACCGCUGCCAGCGCCAAGUCUGCCUUGGACAGCUGCGCUCCUUCUUUGAGAGGGCCUCUGAGCCUCUUGCGCAGGGCCUGCUGCUGUGUCCCUGCUUGCCCACUGACCGCAGCUGUGGGGACCGUAGGCGCAACACUAUUGCUCCCAGCUGUGCACUGCCAACUGAGGCCCCCAACUGUCUGGAUUUGCAGCGCUUCUGUUUCACGGAUCCACUGUGCAGAUCACGCCUGGUAGAUUUCCAGACCCACUGCCAUCCUAUGGACAUCCUGGGGACUUGUGCAACAGAACAGUCCAGAUGUCUGCGAGCAUACCUGGGGCUGAUUGGAACUGCCAUGACCCCCAACUUCAUCAGCAACAUCAACACUAGUGUUGCCCUAAGCUGCACCUGCCGAGGCAGUGGCAACCUGCAGGAGGAGUGUGAAGGGCUGGAGAGGUCCUUCUCCCACAACCCCUGCCUCAUGGAGGCCAUUGCAGCUAAGAUGCGUUAUCACAGCCAGCUUUUCUCCCAGGACUGGGAAGAGGCCACCUUUUCUGUGAUGGAGCAAAAGAAAAACUCUGCUCUGAGGCCACAGCCCUGGAUGCCCUUUAUUUUUUCCUGUACAUUUACCUUGAUUCUACUUUGGAGCCUCUAG
Molecule: messenger RNA, 1182 nt
Organism: Urocitellus parryii (Arctic ground squirrel)
Lineage: Eukaryota; Metazoa; Chordata; Mammalia; Rodentia; Sciuridae
Gene: Gfra3
Product: GDNF family receptor alpha 3
Biological process (GO): nervous system development
Cellular component (GO): signaling receptor complex; external side of plasma membrane
Molecular function (GO): signaling receptor activity
Source: RefSeq, a predicted model, not a curated record